AUGUUCUAUCAACCCAGUCUCAUUGCCGCCUCGGUGCUUUUCGCCUCGGCUCGCGCCCACAUGAUUAUGAGCCACCCGGUCCCUUAUGGCAAAUCCACCCUCAACAAUUCCCCCUUGGCUGCGGAUGGUAGUGACUUCCCUUGCAAGCUGCGCGACGGAGUGUAUGACUGGCCCUCUGCCGAUGAGAUGAACUACUUCGAACCCGGAGUGUCUCAGGUCUUGAACUUCACCGGUAUCGCGGUUCACGGCGGUGGUUCCUGCCAGGUGAGCUUGACCACCGACAUGCAGCCCUCCAAAAGUACCGUCUGGCAGGUCAUCAAGUCUUUCGAAGGCGGCUGUCCGGCCAACGUCGACGGCAACCUGAGCGGCGAUGCCUCGACUCCCGACCCGUAUCAGUUCAACUUCACCAUCCCGGCUGAGUUCUCCGCUGGUAACUACACGCUGGCUUGGACCUGGUUCAACCGCGUCGGAGCCCGCGAAAUGUACAUGAACUGUGCGCCCAUCACUGUCGUCGAGAGCACGGCCCAGAAGCGUUCCGUCGAGAAGCGCAGCACCUACCCCGACCUCUUCGUCGCCAACAUCAACGGCUGCACCACCACGGAGGGCGUGGAUAUCCGCUUCCCUAACCCGGGUGAUGUGAUUGAAUAUGAUGGAGAGUCAUCCCGUCUCGCCGCCACGGAUGCUGCUGCUUGCACUGGCGUGUCUACCGCGUGGGGAGGCAGCUCUACCACCGCGGCUGCAUCGGCUACUACCACCACGACCACUACUCCCGUAGAAAUUACCGCCACUGCCCCAAUCGUGGCUGUCGAGACGACUUCAGCAGCUACUGACACCGCUGUCCUCACGACCGCCGCCGCCCCUACCGCUACUACGCUCCCCGGCCGCCCCAAUGGACACCAGCAAAACGCCGUUGCGACCACCUCGACUUCCACCUCCAGCUCUAGCACUUCCACCAGCAGUGCUCUGUCCGGUGUUUUGAAUGGCGCCUGCAGCCCCGAGGGGUCCUGGUGGUGCAACGCGGGCACUUCCUUCCAUCGCUGCGCCAACGGAGUCUGGACUCCGUCGCAGGACAUGGCCAUCGGAACAGUCUGCACAGCGGGCCAGUCGUCCGAUCUGACCAUUUCCCUUGCUAAAAGCCGUCGGGACGAGCAGCGCAUGCGCCGUCGUCAGGUUGUCUAA
Aspergillus saccharolyticus JOP 1030-1 is the source of this 1179-nucleotide messenger RNA. RefSeq lists its product as uncharacterized. The record is from RefSeq and is a predicted model, not a curated record. The coding region runs from base 1 to 1179 and encodes 392 amino acids. The transcript has a single exon. NCBI's taxonomy places the organism in Eukaryota, Fungi, Ascomycota, Eurotiomycetes, Eurotiales, Aspergillaceae.